UACAAAUAUUCCCGUAUAUUUAUUUGACGGCACAGAAUCACGAUAUAGCCAACUAAACUUAAACUUCCGCAAAGCUAUUUAUUUCCGAGAUCUUUAGUCUCGAUCGAACAAGAGGCUUUUGACAUCCGCGACUAUCCUUUUGACAAAUUUGACAAAUUUGACUUGAUCUGGCUUCGAGUGAAAGUGACAAGAACAAACACGACCUAUUAAUAUGACAAGUGUUAAAGGAGACAUUGCACUUAUUGGUUUGGCCGUGAUGGGCCAGAAUCUGAUUCUCAACAUGAAUGACCAUGGCUACACAGUUGUUGCAUACAACAGAACAGUCGCAAAAGUGGACCAGUUUUUAGCUAAUGAAGCUAAGGGUACAAAAGUAAUUGGUGCACACUCACUGGAGGAAAUGGUGAAGUUAUUGAAGAAACCUCGAAGAGUGAUGAUGCUUGUCAAGGCUGGGAAGCCAGUCGAUGAUUUCAUAGAGUUACUGGUUCCUCUGUUGGAAAAAGGUGACGUGAUAAUAGACGGUGGAAACUCUGAGUACCGGGAUACUAUAAGAAGAGCAAAGGACCUUGGUGCUAAAGGCUUGCUGUUUGUUGGCAGUGGAGUCAGUGGAGGGGAAGACGGUGCCCGCUAUGGACCCUCAUUGAUGCCUGGAGGCAGCCCGGAGGCAUGGCCUCAUAUCAAGGAUAUUUUCCAGGGUAUUUCUGCCAAGGUGGAGGGUGAUCCAUGCUGUGAUUGGGUGGGGCCAGAAGGAGCUGGUCAUUUUGUGAAGAUGGUACACAAUGGUAUUGAGUAUGGAGACAUGCAGCUCAUCUGUGAAGCAUACCACCUGAUGAAGAGUUUGCUCGAUCUGUCCAAUGCUGAAAUGGCCAAUGUGUUUGAUGAGUGGAACAAAGGAGAAUUGGAAUCAUUCCUCAUAGAAAUCACUCGAGACAUCAUGAACUUCAAAGACAAAGAUGGGAGCCAUCUUGUGGAGAAGAUCCGUGAUGCUGCUGGGCAGAAAGGAACUGGCAAGUGGACGGCUAUAGCUGCGUUGGAGUACGGUGUUCCUGUCACGCUCAUCGGGGAGGCUGUGUUUGCCCGGUGUCUGUCCUCGCUGCAGAGUGAGCGUGUCAUCGCGAGUCAGCACAUCGCCGGGCCCACCACCACCAAGUACACUGGCGACAAAAAGGCUUUCAUUGAAGACAUUAGAAAAGCCCUGUACGCCAGCAAGAUCGUUUCGUAUGCACAAGGCUUCAUGCUGAUGCGAGAAGCUGCAAAGGAACUUGGAUGGGCCUUGAACUUUGGUGCAAUUGCUCUGAUGUGGCGUGGAGGCUGUAUCAUCAGAAGCGUGUUCUUGGGAAACAUCAAACAGGCAUUUGAGAAAAACUCCAAUCUCAGCAAUUUGUUAUUGGACGACUUCUUCAAAACUGCCAUUCAAAACUGUCAGGAAUCUUGGCGCCGUGUGGUGAGCACCGCUGUGAAUCUGGGCGUGCCGACCCCGGCAUUCAGCACGGCUCUUGCCUUCUUUGAUGGAUACCGCACAGCCAAACUGCCAGCAAAUCUUAUACAGGCUCAGCGUGAUUAUUUUGGAGCUCACACAUAUGAGAUGGUCAACAAUCCCGGGACUCACAUCCACACCAACUGGACAGGUCAUGGCGGAAACGUAUCCUCCACAACCUACUCCGCCUAAAGCUUGGUGUUCUGCAUAAUGUAAGAGACUUUCAGGCAGUGUCGAGCAACAAUCAGCAAACAUUCACAUGUUAGUUGUUCAAGAGGAAAUAAAUGGGUUUAUAUUUUGAUAGACAAUGACAUAAUUUUUAUUACGAAUAUUUAUUUCAACAAAUAUUUAAUAUAUGAACAGUUAUAAGUAGAUGAAGACCGUAAAGCAACUAAAUAAUAAUAUGUUUGUUGAUCAUAGUACAAUGUAUGUGCCUUUUGGCAGAUUUCUCUGUAAUUGUCUAAUUAUGGUGUUCAGCAUAAGAAGUGGUAUUUUGUCAAAAUAUUUUUGAUAAAAAUUAUGUUUAUUUUAUGGUUAUAUUUAAAACAUUUUGAUACAUGUAUGCCUUUUCAUAAACCUAAGUUAUGCUGUACAUGAUAUAAUUAAAAGUAAAAUAUAUAUAUAAAUGUACAGUAGAAUCACUUUGCAUCGAGCACUGUUGCAUUGGCUGAGCCAUGAUUCUGUAUUGGUAGGGGUUGCUGGUGGUGCUGGGCACCUACACUGUACAAUUGACACAUUUAAAGUUAUGGGGGGGGGGGGGGGGAAGAGGCAUGUUUGUGGGGAGUCCCCAUCUCACCCACCCCUGUCCCAGCUAUCUCCAUACAACCAACUAUUAGGCCACAUCCGAGAAUAUUCUUGACCCUUUAUAAUUUAAAUGAUUACUCACCUACUGGUCCAAUUAGAGUAUUUUAGUGUAGUAUUUUAUUUAUUACUCACCUUUUAAUAACAUAAAAUCUGACAAUUACUUACAACAUAACCCAAUGAGACAUGGGAAUGCACAGCGUUAAGACCAGGGACAAUGACAUCAUUGUCGCUUACCGAAAUGACAUUAUUUACAAACUAAUAAGCACCACCCAUGCAUACAUAGACAUGCAGGCUUUAAUUAAGCUGUCAUUUGACAGAUAUUUGUCAUUACCAAUUUGCGAAAAAUCUAAUUUGAAAACUGUAUCAUUUGUAUGUGUAUAGCUAUUUAAAAAAAUUAUUAUCUUUAGCUAAAUACGACUUAAUUUUGGCUAUAAAUUUUCUGAUCAAAUUUUGGCUAUUAAUUUUUGGCAUCCAGAUUAAUCCACAUAGAUAGAAAUUUAAUUGAAUGUACAUGAUUAAGUAUGGCUUUCACUUGAGGUUAUUUGUCUUGUGCCAUUCAUCUUGUAUUGCUGUGAGUCCUGUUUUGACCAUUCAAGUUCUACAGCUUGAAUUUUAUCAAGAUUUAAACGUAUUCCCAUUCAAGAGUCUGCCCUGAGUUUGUAGCUAUUGUAAGAUAUGUUCCCAUAAAUCCUUUUAAUCCACUAGAAUUGUAAAUGAGAUGUAACACUUCGACGUCAUACGAUUGGUGCAAUAAAACCUUACAGGAACAUCAA
Gigantopelta aegis is the source of this 3051-nucleotide messenger RNA. Its product is annotated as 6-phosphogluconate dehydrogenase, decarboxylating-like. Gene Ontology annotation, molecular function: phosphogluconate dehydrogenase (decarboxylating) activity; NADP binding. The transcript has 13 exons. Gene Ontology annotation, biological process: pentose-phosphate shunt; pentose-phosphate shunt, oxidative branch. Lineage: Eukaryota; Metazoa; Mollusca; Gastropoda; Neomphalida; Peltospiridae. The record is from RefSeq and is a predicted model, not a curated record. The coding region runs from base 212 to 1666 and encodes 484 amino acids. Gene Ontology annotation, cellular component: cytosol.